Messenger RNA from Symbiodinium natans, 354 nucleotides. NCBI's taxonomy places the organism in Eukaryota, Dinophyceae, Suessiales, Symbiodiniaceae. The record is from the annotation of a GenBank genome assembly.
AUGAUUGCAGAUGAGCCGGACAAGCCGAAGCCAGAGAAGACCCUCGUCACCUUCGAGGGCGAAAGCGAAGCAAAUCGCAUCGUCCAGGAGAUCUGCAACAAUGCCAAAGUCCAGGAGAAAGUCCGGGUACAGGUGGAGGCCAAGGCCAAGGCAGCAAGAGCUGAAAUCAGAAUGGAGAAGCUCACGGCCAAGAGGUAUAGAUACUCCUCCGGUCCCAAAGACACAGAGUUUUGGGUGAAAUGUCAGAUAAACGAGAACGACCCACCAGACUUUGUCCACGUCCUGCUAACGCAGGAGUCGCGGGUCAAGGAUGUGAAGUUGUUCGAGAGGGUUGACUCGAAGAUCCACGGAUAG